AUGAUCAAUACUAAUACGCCAAAGGAAAAAUGGGUCCUAUCUGAAGAAAUUCUUAAGAAAGUUCAUUAUAAAGUGGAAAAUAAUUAUGAUACAAAUCCAUACAAGUUAAAAGAUCACGGAAUACCACCUUCAGUGUUGGCAUCUUUACACGAUGCUGCAUUAAAGCAUUUAUGUGGAGAUGAUAGCUUAAUUUAUCCAGAUCAAAACUCCUCUUAG
Molecule: messenger RNA, 216 nt
Organism: Rhizophagus irregularis DAOM 181602=DAOM 197198
Lineage: Eukaryota; Fungi; Glomeromycota; Glomeromycetes; Glomerales; Glomeraceae
Source: RefSeq, a predicted model, not a curated record